UCAGACUGCUAUAUGUAGUCCUGGACGAACUAUUUUAAAUGUUCUCUUACACAGCAGAGUGGCAUAAAAUUCUGGUACACAGAACACACAAAAAGGGAAACAUUUGAGAGAAUGAUUUCAUAAUGUCAAAAGUGAACUGUUGUAAGCGGUUAUACAAAUCACUCUUUGUAUACUAUCGAUUACCUGCCUAUUUAAUUUAGGUCAUAUAUCGAUUGACACCCCCCCCACCUCCCCUUUUUUUUUACACUACGUUCAAACAAUUGACAAUCUCUCAUUCGACAAGUAUACAUUAAUUCGCAUGUUAUUCUCUUCCUGAGAUGGGUUUCUGAUGGAAACGACGUGUGGUAAGUACAUAUUUUAUAUAUCCCGACGUUAAAAUGUGGACGCUAGGAGGCAGUACUGGCCCACAUUCUACUUUUGCAAAACUAACGAACAUUUAUUUUAUUUACCAAACCAUAUUCCUUAAGUAUUUCUUGUCAAUUGCUUAUCAUUAACGAAUAAAAAGCACAAUAAUAUUAUAUGUAUAUAAGCUCAUUAUGAGGAGAUAUGCGUUUUCCCUUAUUUUGUUGAAAGUAAAUAUUGAUUUUUAACUGUGGUGUCGUCCUCAUCGUCUGGGCUGUUAUCAUCCACCAUGUCGGAAAAAGAGAUGCAUACGGACACAGAGGAGGACUACAGGUUCCUCCACAGCAUGUUGGUCGAGAAGAAGCUCCAUCUUCUGUUUAAAAUUCACGAGAGACUAAAAUGCUUUGAGAAGCAAAGCCCAGUCCCUGACCAGGAGCGCAUAGAAAGUCUGGCCUGGAAUUUGUUCAAGGAGCCGAUGUCACAGGACUGGAGAGAUGAAGUGAAAGAACUUGCUGCUCUUUUAUCCAAACCCCACUUUCAGAGUCUCCUGUGUGUCCAUGAUGCGAUCGCUCAGAGAGACUUCGAUCCAUCUUUGCCACCAGCACCUGAUGAUGCUUUGGAGGAGGAAGACGGCGCCUUCAAAAUUGUUAGUCUGGUCAAAACCAAAGAGCCCCUGGGCAUGACAAUUAGGAGGAACGAAACCACCGGGGCGGUUGUAGUGGCAAGAAUCCUGAGAGGAGGUGCAGCUGAUAAAAGCGAUCUAAUCCACGAAGGAGACGAACUAAAGGAAGUGAACGGAGUGUUACUGAAGAACAGGAAGCCAGAGGAAAUCCUUUCUAUACUAGUCAGUGUAACAGUUCGAAGUCAUGUUGAUACGUUUGUUCCUAUUUUCUUCAAAUUAAUUUUUGAUUUUGUCAUUUUUGAAGUCAUACCCAGUCUUGACCCACAAAUUGAAAUACUAGCUCAGUCCCCGGACAGUGUCACAUUCACAAUCAUCCCGGCAUUUGCGGAGGAGAGCACGUCUCCGUGUGAGAGAAAGUGUGGAAAUGUCACAUUUUCUCCAACCCCCAGGAAUUUCUACCAACGGAGCUGCACGAGACCAAGAGAAACAAAUGUGUAUCCCGACCGAGAUCCGGCCGUGCCUUGCAGAGACGCAGCGCUUUCCUUCAAAAGAGGGGAAAUUCUCCAGAUUGUCUGCAUGGAAGAUGUCAACUGGUGGCAGGCCUGUCACCUUAAAGACAGCAGCGGUCGGGGAGGACUCAUUCCCUCACAGCAGCUGCAGGAGAGAAGAGUGGCACUGCAGCGUCCCAGAGCCCUGUUCAAGCCCGGAGAAGUAAAAGCACCAGAUGACAAUGAAGGGCCUAACGGCGUCGGCUUGAAUGAACUGAAAAAAAGGCUACUGCUGUCUGACCCGGACCGGUUUGGCGUCAGUGUAUCACACACCACGCGUAAGAAGAAGAGUACAGAGAGCGAAGGAAAGGACUAUCACUUUGUUUCCGUAAAUACCUUUGAAGAGCACAUCCUUAACCGCAGGUUUAUAGAGUAUUGGCGAUACAAAGAUCACUACUACGGAACAAGUUUAGACUCCAUUCACGAAGUGAUUGCUCAGGGCAAAGUGUGUCUCCUCGAUGUCCAUCCUAGUAAAAUAGGCCAUGUGUAUACAUGUGGAUUUAAACCAUAUGUGGUGUUUGUAAAACCCCCAUGCAUUGAGGAGCUUCGUCUGACCAGACGCAGGGCAAAAUCCAUCCGCGAUAAAGAGGACACAACCCCUACUCACAUCUUUGCCGAGGAGGACUUCAAGGACAUGAUUCACAUGGCCGAAAUCAUGGAAAACCAACACGGUCACCUGUUUGAUAAGGUGAUAGUAAACGGAGAUAUGGCCGUGGGCCUCAGAGAGCUGAAGGCAGACAUCGAGAGGAUGCUGAAGGCAGAAGUCCAGUGGAUUCCUGCAGAGACGAAACGCUUUUCAGCAACAACGGUACGGAGGAGUUGCAGUCAUUUGAGCGGCUGGAUUUGAACCUCCCUCACACAGAAACUGCAGUUAUUUAAACGUACGUUUAGGCCAGGGGUGUCGAACUCAUUUUGCUUCAAGCGUCGCAAACAACAAAUUAUACGUUAAGUGGGCCAAACCAGUACGAUAGUACUAUGUUUUUCCACUUUGUUUCCAUGCAUAGAAGUACACAUAUAUUAGAUAAACCUUCAUAUUUAAUGAAAUAUAAUUUUACAAAACAUUUCCUGAACAUAGAGUGUUUGUCGUUUUUAUUAUUAUUAUUAUUAUUAUUUUCAAAAUUCAUCAAGCGGGCUGGUUUUGGCCCACGGGCCUUAUGUUUGACACCCCUGUUUUAAGCAACACACAAAUUUGAGAACUGCUCUUGUAGUAG
Cynoglossus semilaevis (tongue sole) is the source of this 2723-nucleotide messenger RNA. RefSeq names its product MAGUK p55 subfamily member 7-like. NCBI's taxonomy places the organism in Eukaryota, Metazoa, Chordata, Actinopteri, Pleuronectiformes, Cynoglossidae. Bases 632 to 2359 code for a protein of 575 amino acids. The record is from RefSeq and is a predicted model, not a curated record. Gene Ontology annotation, molecular function: protein binding. The transcript is spliced from 16 exons.